Pterocles gutturalis (yellow-throated sandgrouse) is the source of this 438-nucleotide messenger RNA. RefSeq names its product chromodomain-helicase-DNA-binding protein 8-like. The transcript has 3 exons. NCBI's taxonomy places the organism in Eukaryota, Metazoa, Chordata, Aves, Pterocliformes, Pteroclidae. The record is from RefSeq and is a predicted model, not a curated record. The annotation marks the transcript as partial.
AUGGCAAUACACGUUCCCCGGUAUAGUAGCCAGGUACUUGCUUUAAUGGACGAAGUUCAGAAGAACUUGUCUGAAAAUGCUGGAUACUUAUAUGAGCGAAUUGAUGGGCGAGUACGAGGGAAUCUCAGACAAGCUGCAAUUGAAAAACCAGAUUCGGAUCGCUUUGUCUUCCUUCUCUGCACCAGAGCUGGUGGUUUGGGCAUUAAUUUGACUGCAGCAGAUACGUGUAUAAUCUUUGAUUCUGACUGGAAUCCUCAGAAUGAUCUGCAGGCUCAAGCCCGUUGUCACAGGAUUGGUCAGAACAAAGCAGUGAAGGUUUACAGGCUGAUAACACGUAACUCCUACGAGAGAGAGAUGUUUGACAGAGCAAGUCUGAAACUGGGGCUGGAUAAGGCUGUCUUACAGAGUAUGAGUGGAAGAGAAAACAGCGUUGGUGGU